Molecule: messenger RNA, 528 nt
Organism: Procambarus clarkii (red swamp crayfish)
Lineage: Eukaryota; Metazoa; Arthropoda; Malacostraca; Decapoda; Cambaridae
Source: RefSeq, a predicted model, not a curated record
AUGUACCUAAUUCACGACUUCGACCUCAACGAAAUUCGAUAUCAACGGAUCUUGACAUCAACGAAUCUUGACAUCAACGGACCUCGACAUCAACGGACUCCGACAUCAACGGACUCCGACAUCAACGGACCUAGACAUCAACGGACCCCGACAUCAACGGAUCUUGACAUCAACGGACCUAGACAUCAACGGACCCCGACAUCAACGGACCCCGACAUCAACGGACUCCGACAUCAACGGACUCCGACAUCAACGGACCUAGACAUCAACGGACCCCGACAUCAACGGACCCCGACAUCAACGGACCUAGACAUCAACGGACCCCGACAUCAACGGACCUCGACAUCAACGAACCCCGACAUCAACGAAUCCCGACAUCAACGGACCCCGACAUCAACGGACCCGGACAUCAAUGGACCUCGACAUCAACGGACCCGACAUCAACGGACCCCGACAUCAACGGACCCAACAGCAAGAAGCAGAUCGAUGGUAUCUAAUGCCACAAAAUAUUGCGUGUUGAGAUAUUAG